Messenger RNA from Ipomoea nil (Japanese morning glory), 2712 nucleotides. RefSeq names its product pentatricopeptide repeat-containing protein At3g61520, mitochondrial-like. The record is from RefSeq and is a predicted model, not a curated record. Gene Ontology annotation, molecular function: protein binding. The transcript is spliced from 2 exons. NCBI's taxonomy places the organism in Eukaryota, Viridiplantae, Streptophyta, Magnoliopsida, Solanales, Convolvulaceae. Bases 296 to 2569 code for a protein of 757 amino acids.
UGGCUCAGUCCUCAACCCUAACUCCCUCAAGUCAGUCAGUUGUAUUCCAAUUUGCAGCCCGACUGUCCGACACUCACGAGUCGCGCCCUCCGACCUCGCCACUUCGCCGGUAGACACCGACGACGCAGCCACCACUCGCCUGACCACCGUUGAAGGGCGCCGGCGACCAAAGAGGACAAGAGAUGGAUGGUUCAUGAUGGAAACGUUGAAAUUUGGGGAUCUUAAACCGAACCGAAAAACCAAAACCGAAAAGAACCGAAUUGAAGCCCGAAACGCCCACCCCUAAUUUCCAAACAUGAGAGGACUCGGAGCUGCUAGCCACCGCCUCCACCAAUUCCCAAAACGCCGUGAAAUCGCCACCCAUGUUUCUUUCCUCCCCUUCUCCACCGAGGCCCAACUCAAUUCUUCGCCUAAGCCGCCGCCGCUGCCAAAUCCAAUUUCGGAUUACUCAUCUCCCAUUCUCCGAGAAUCCAGCCCGGAUGAUUGGAGGUCCAAUUCUCAACUCCAUGAAUUCUUCCACGCUUCUCCAUCUCCAAACUCCGUCCUCCAGAUCGCCCGUCAAUUGGGCUCAGCUGAGAAGGCGCAGCAGUUCUUCGACUUCUUCAAGGCCCAAACUUCACCUUCUUCGCCUGACUCAUUCUCUCUUUCCCUAGCAUUCCAAGCCAUUAUCGAGCACUCAAUGCGGGAGACUCGGUGCUCGCCCACUAAGCUCUACGAGCUCUUUUGCUCGGCCAAACAACAAAAUAUCUCUCUGUCUAUCAAUGCGGCGAUGAUGCUGAUUCGAUGCUUCGUGGAAGCCCGAAUGUUUGAGGAAUCUCUAUCGGUCUUCUACCAGCUUGGCCCAGAAUCGAGGAACAUGAUCGUGGUAAAUAGGCUUUUGGAUGCGUUGGUUCGAGGGGGCCGUCUUGAUGCUGCGUUGAAGAUGCUCGACGAAAUGCUCCAACCAGAUAUGCGUUUCCCACCAAAUGAAAAUACCAUGGAAAUUUUCUUGUCUGCAAUUUGGAGAAGUGACUGGAGAGGGAUGAGUAUGAGGGAGGAAGAAAUUUCUGGGCUUGUUUCAAGAUUUGGAGAACAUGGGCUGUUCCCAAACGAUAUCUGGCUAUCUAAAUUGAUCACCAAGUUUUGCCGGAGUGGUAGAUGUGAUAUAGCUUGGGACCUUUUGCACCAUAUGAUUAGGUCAGGUGGUCAAGUGAAAACUGGUUCUUGCAACGCCCUUUUGGCCGCAUUGGGUAGGGAGCAUGAUUUUCAGAAGAUGAAUAUGCUAACAAAUGAGAUGAAGGAAAAGGGAAUUGCACCAAAUGUGGUUACGUUUGGAAUUCUUAUUAAUCAUUUAUGCAAGCUUCAUAGGGUUGAUGAGGCAUUGCAGGUGUUUAAGAAGAUGAGGGGUGCUAGUGAGGGCAUUUCUAUCGAGCCUGAUACUAUCAUUUAUAAUACUUUGAUUGAUGGCCUAUGCAAAGUUGGGAGACAAGAAGAAGGAGUGCGGCUGAUGGAAAAGAUGAGGUUGGAGAAGGGAUGUACACCUAAUACUGUUACCUUUAAUUGCUUGAUUGAUGGAUUCUGCAAAGCGGGAGAGAUUGAGAGGUCAAUGAAGCUUUUUUAUCAGAUGAAUGAGGAUGGAAUAGUGCCAAACAUAAUUACUUAUAAUACUUUGCUUGAUGGUAUGUGUAAGCAUGGAAGGGUUGGUAGUGCAAUGGAAUUCUUCACUGAAAUGCAAGAGAAAGGUCUCAAAGGGAAUGCCAUUAGUUAUAGCAUUCUUAUUACCGCUUUUUGCAAUGCGAACAAUAUUGAGAAGGCAAUGAAAUUAUAUAGUGAAAUGACAGAAAGUGGAUGUUAUGCAGAUGCAGUUGUAUACUACAGCUUGAUAUCGGGGCUAAGCCAGGCUGGAAGGAUGGAUGAUGCUUGCCUUGUUUUAUCGAGGAUGAAAGAAGCUGGAUUUUCCUUGGACAUAACCGGCUACAAUGUUCUCAUUGGUGGAUUUUGCAGGAGGAAUAAAUGGGAAAAAGUUCACGAAUUGCUUCAAGAGAUAGAACAAACGGGCAUCAACCCCGACUGUGUUACAUACAAUACAUUGAUAUCAUUCUUCAGUAAGAAGGGGGAAUUCGCAAGGGCCCACAGGUUGCUGAAGAAGAUGGUCGGGGAUGGUAUGGUGCCUACAGUUAUCACUUAUGGAGCAUUAAUUCAUGCAUAUUGUGUGGCGGGUAAACUUGAUGAAGCUAUGAAACUAUUUGAGACUAUGCAUUAUAGUUCAAAACUGUCACCCAAUACAGCGAUAUACAAUUCUUUGAUUGAGUCUCUCUGUAAGAGUGACAAAGUUGAAGAUGCUCUUUCCUUAAUGAAUGAUAUGAAGGACAAGGGGGUUAGGCCAAAUACAACAACGUAUAAUUCGAUCUUUAAAGGUCUUCAGGAGAGAAAUUGGUUCGAGAGGGCUUUUGAAGUAAUGGAUGAAAUGACUGCGAACCUCUGCAAUCCUGAUUAUGUUACCAUGGAAAUCCUCACUGGAUGGCUCUCUGCUAUUGGUCAAAGUGAGAAGUUGCAAAGUUUUGUCCAAGGAUAUCAGGUUUCUGCUUAACUAAUUCAAAUGGCACUUGAAAGUUGAAACUGCCAAUUCAAAUGGUUCUCUUUCUGAUGUAUAGACUGAUUUUUUCUUUGAAUAUUUUAACUUAUGUGAAGUUUAUAAUUUAGAUAUUGUAAUAGAUUUCAUUAAUUUUCCUA